AUGUCUGCAGAAACCGCAACUCAACCAAUCAAUACAGCGAAUGCUUCUCAAGAUGCUGAUCCUUCACCUUUAACCAAGGUUGAUUCAGCCGUUCAAGGCUUAUCGAGUAGUCCUAUUGAUGAAAAGACUACUAAACAUCGGAGAACAAGCUCGAGUGCUCCUGGUGUAUGGAAUAUUAAUGACUUGGAGAAAGAGGGAAAAGAACUAGAGAUUGCGAAAGAAACUCAGAAGCUGAACUGGCGUAUAAACAAAUCACCAAUGGCUCUCGAUGAUCCAGAAAAGGCUUUCCUGAAGAAAUCUCUUACUACACCACCAGUCAAGAAGAUUGAUUUACAUUUCCCCUCUGGGAUUGGAAGUUACGGCGAGAAAUAUGAAGGGUGUUACUAUUAA
This is a messenger RNA of Sclerotinia sclerotiorum 1980 UF-70, 390 nucleotides long. RefSeq lists its product as hypothetical. Lineage: Eukaryota; Fungi; Ascomycota; Leotiomycetes; Helotiales; Sclerotiniaceae. The record is from RefSeq and is a predicted model, not a curated record. Bases 1 to 390 code for a protein of 129 amino acids. The transcript has 3 exons.